This is a messenger RNA of Drosophila innubila, 2274 nucleotides long. RefSeq names its product mucin-2 (gene js). The record is from RefSeq and is a predicted model, not a curated record. The coding region runs from base 46 to 1983 and encodes 645 amino acids. The transcript has 5 exons. Gene Ontology annotation, cellular component: extracellular region. Gene Ontology annotation, molecular function: chitin binding. Lineage: Eukaryota; Metazoa; Arthropoda; Insecta; Diptera; Drosophilidae.
GCUGUCAAAAGUAUAAAGAGGAAAAGAGAAGAAACGUCAACGAAAAUGAAAGAUUUUCGACUUUUGGGUCUCGCAUUAUUCUGCUUCACGCUAUUUUUGGACUGUGAGGGUCAAAAUGUCAAUACGGUAUCGAGUGGAUUACGUCCGAUGCAGAAGACUUCCUUCUCUUGCGCUGGACGACCCGCUGGCUACUAUGCGGAUGUGGAAACAGGAUGUCAGGUCUAUCAUAUGUGCGAUGGCCUGGGCAGACAGUUCAGUUAUACCUGUCCCAAUACGACGCUGUUCCAGCAGCGCAUGCUCAUCUGCGAUCAUUGGUAUAUGGUCAACUGCUCCAAGGCUGAGAGUAACUAUGCUGCCAAUCUGCUAAUUGGUCAACGGGACAAACCUUUUGUGAAUGAUGAGGAGAACAAUUUACGCACUCCGCGUCCAGAUCUACUCGAUCGUCCUUAUGCGCCAGACUAUGCCGGCGAGUCCUUUAGAAGCCAAUACAAGCAACUGACGCCCAGUCAAAAUCAAAUUCGUGAUGAUAGCUCGAAGGGAUCUGUCAAAUUGGAUGCACAGCUGGCGCAAAAUGGUCAAACCCGUUGGCGGAUUCCGCCACCAAGUCGCACCAUAUUGCCACCAGCCUAUGAGCCACAGAUUGAGUUGAGCAGUAGCACCACGGCCAGGCCAAGACCGAGCAUCAGCACCACCAGCAGCACCACGCGCAGACCGAGCUCAACUGUACCACCAGUUACGAAACGCACGGAGGCACUGCAUCAGCGCAAGUCAACGGUGUUUGUCUCGGAUCUGGACACAGAUGAUCUGGGCACCAGUCACAGCACGAGAUAUAAUACCUCGGCAGACUUCAACUCGAUAGAGCUGGCUACAAGAAAUGGCAAGAGGAACAGCACCACCAAGCUGGUACAGUUCGUAAAGGCGCCAUCGAAAAUCUAUGAGCCGCCAUUUGUGUAUCCCAUUUACAAUCAGGAUGAAGUGCAGCCGGCAACAGAAACAUUACGCACUUCUUCGGCGGCACCGUUCAGCACCUCCUCGAGUCAGAUUCGGUAUACAUCGGGAGCCACUGCAGCCAGCACCACCGCACGACCCGUCAGCCGACCCACAACAUUUGCUGGACAACCCUUCUCCUUUUCCUUUAGCACGCAAUCCACAACAAUGAGUCCCACAUCCAAUAGCUAUCGGCCAGCUGUGACAGAGAAUCGCACUCCAACUCCAGCGCAGAGCUUCCGUCUGGCCACGCCCACAUCGACAGUGGCGCCAAGAGUAGUUGCCCAAAAGGCAGAGUUGCCGUUCAAUGACCUAUUGCCGCCAUUUGUGGAGUUUGUGCCACAUGACAUUGCCACCACGCAGGGUCCACCGAUUUACUAUGAAUGGAAGGUGCCCGCCAAUGGCCUGGAGCCACCAAAACUGGAUCCGCCCAUUGGUGUCGAUGGUCGCGAGUACCCAGAGACCACUGGCGACUAUGGCAACAAAGGCAACAAGGGCGGCAAGCAGGAGAUCUUCAACAGCAAGCUGAAUGACAUUGCCAGUCAGAGUUUGGUUACCAAACGUCUGCCCAGUUCCCGUUCCAUUAAGGCCAAUGAGCUGCCAGUGGCUGCCACCGAGAAGGCGCAACGUCGCUCGGAUGUGGUCACCAGCUCCAGUUCCAGUUCCAGCUCGAGUUCCACAUCGACAGACAUAACACAGCUGCGCAAGCAACUGUUGAUACCGGAAUAUGCAUUUCCAUUGGAGCAAAUCGGACGCACUGGCUAUGCUCCCGGCUCAAGUGCCGCCGGAGAUUUGUACAAUUCAUUUCAGCUAAAGAUUCCAGAGCGUCGCAGUAGCAGCAGCACCAGCAGCAGCAGCAGCAGCAGCACUAGCAGCAGUAGCAGCAACAUGAGGAUCUCUGCUAAUGGUAGAUGGUUUGGCGAGAAUCCCAAGUGCCCCGAGUGCCAUCCAUCGUUUGUGCUACCCGGCACCUGCGAGCCCUGCCUGCGUAGAUAGAUUUAAGUCUAAGUUCCAUUACAACAGCAACUACUCCUAGUAUUAGACGACAUCCUAAAGCUCCGCUCACACGACAUCAUCAAUAGACACUCAUCGCAUAAGACUAACGUCUAUUUUUAUUUUUCGACCAAUUUAAACAAUUUCCGACAAAAGUGUGAGCAUGGCUUUAACAACCCCCACUUCUUCCCGCCCUCAACACAGAGGGAUGGUGCAUUUUUCAUGCAUUUAAAUGUUAAUUUUAUUGUAUAUUCACAGUAAAAAUAAUGCGCAUUAAAUAGUGUGUAAAAUUAA